Messenger RNA from Phyllostomus hastatus (greater spear-nosed bat), 4073 nucleotides. It is a transcript of the gene GNAI3, whose product is annotated as G protein subunit alpha i3. The transcript is spliced from 9 exons. Lineage: Eukaryota; Metazoa; Chordata; Mammalia; Chiroptera; Phyllostomidae. Gene Ontology annotation, biological process: adenylate cyclase-modulating G protein-coupled receptor signaling pathway. Bases 126 to 1190 code for a protein of 354 amino acids. Gene Ontology annotation, molecular function: G protein-coupled receptor binding; GTPase activity; G-protein beta/gamma-subunit complex binding. The record is from RefSeq and is a predicted model, not a curated record. Gene Ontology annotation, cellular component: heterotrimeric G-protein complex.
UUCUCUGGGCGCUCCAGGACCUGAGAGGGCCGCCGCCCAGCAGUAGACGUCGUCUCCGCCAGCCGUCCCGCAGUCCCCGCGGUGUUUGAGUGAGCCCGGGCCCGGUCGCUUCUCCCGCCGCCGCCAUGGGCUGCACGUUGAGCGCCGAAGACAAGGCGGCGGUGGAGCGGAGUAAGAUGAUCGACCGCAACUUGCGCGAGGACGGGGAGAAAGCGGCUAAAGAAGUGAAGCUGCUGCUCCUCGGUGCUGGGGAAUCUGGCAAAAGCACCAUUGUGAAACAGAUGAAAAUCAUUCACGAGGACGGCUACUCGGAGGAGGAAUGUAAACAGUAUAAAGUCGUUGUCUACAGCAACACCAUACAGUCCAUCAUUGCCAUCAUAAGAGCCAUGGGGCGGCUGAAGAUUGACUUUGGGGAAGCUUCCAGAGCAGAUGAUGCCCGACAGCUGUUUGUCUUAGCUGGCAGUGCCGAAGAGGGGGUCAUGACCCCCGAACUCGCAGGUGUGAUUAAACGGCUGUGGCGAGACGGCGGGGUGCAGGCUUGCUUCUGCAGAUCCAGGGAAUAUCAGCUCAAUGAUUCUGCCUCAUAUUACCUCAAUGACUUGGACAGAAUAUCCCAAACCAACUACAUUCCGACCCAACAAGAUGUCCUGCGGACAAGAGUGAAGACCACGGGCAUCGUGGAAACGCACUUCACCUUCAAAGACCUGUACUUCAAGAUGUUUGAUGUCGGUGGCCAAAGGUCAGAACGAAAAAAGUGGAUCCACUGUUUUGAGGGAGUGACAGCAAUUAUCUUCUGUGUGGCCCUCAGCGAUUAUGACCUCGUUCUGGCUGAGGAUGAGGAGAUGAACCGAAUGCAUGAAAGCAUGAAACUGUUUGACAGCAUUUGUAACAACAAAUGGUUUACAGACACUUCAAUCAUCCUCUUCCUCAACAAGAAAGAUCUUUUUGAGGAAAAAAUUAAGAGGAGCCCAUUAACUAUCUGCUACCCAGAGUACACGGGUUCCAACACGUAUGAAGAAGCGGCUGCUUACAUCCAGUGCCAGUUUGAAGAUCUGAACAGGAGAAAAGAUACCAAGGAGAUCUACACCCACUUCACCUGUGCCACCGACACCAAAAACGUGCAGUUCGUGUUCGACGCCGUCACGGACGUCAUCAUUAAGAACAACCUGAAGGAGUGCGGCCUGUACUGAAGCGUGUGCAGGCGAAGGAGAGUUGCCGCGGUGUGGAGCGCUGAGACCAGACUUCUCUUGCUGUCUCUCUGGGCAGCGGCAAGCACGACCGGGACCAGCGAUGGUGGCAGCCUGCGGAUCUUAGCCCUCUUUAGCACAACCUCUGUACUAGGGAACUCUCAUUGACACGAGAUGCUAGAAUCAGACAUGGGAAUUGGAGCAACUGUAAAGUAUGAAUCAAGACUCACUCGGAUUCCGUAAUCUCAGAUGUUUAGGGCAGGUGUGAAAUUGAGGUGCUGCAUCCCAGAACUUCAGUACGUAGCUUACUCUUUUUUGUUUUUACUUCUUCACAGACCAUCAGCAGCUCUUUAAAAAACAAUUUUUCCCACAAAUAACUUUACUAAAUUUUAUUUCUUUGUUUACAAAAGAAUCUUUAUUAAAACACAGAGUCUUAACUAUGCACAUGAUACGAGCAGAUCUUCUUAAAAGCAUUCCUCUCCGUAGGACCCGUUGUUUUUACUCUUGGUGUGGUUGCAAUGGAAUAUUUCCGUAAUAAUCUGAUUCUUCAGUUACGGGGCUGGAAUUACAGCUUUUUGGAUGCAAUAUUUGUUACUCUCCUGUUGAAAGUACCAUUAUGGUUUCUAAAUGGUAAUUACAUUGGAGAGUUCUGUAAUAAGAUUCUAGCUCUCUUUUUUUUUUAAGCUUAGGGUUGAAGGUUAACCUGAUUUACCAAAUUACUAGGUAAAUACUUCUGUGGUAUGAUAAAGUCAACUUCUUGGAUUCAGACACACCCAGGGCAGCUGCCAGCCAGAAAUGCAAAUUGCUAAAUUUCAAACAGAACCAGUGACUUUGAUGCUACAUCUCUGCUAAAUCGACAGCUUUGAUUCUUGCUCGUUUGUCUCGGUCACAGGGAAUUUUGUAAAAGAUGCCCUUUGUUUUUCAUCUUCCACGGCCUCUUCUGUUGUGGGCAACAUCUGACGUGUAUUAGCAGUGCAUGCUUUUCCUUUGUAAAUGUGGUGCCAAAUCCCCGUUUGCCAUUGUUUUUAUUGUAGCAGUGUUAAUUAUAGUAAUCCUUAGUACCUCCUUUUGCCGAAACUAUUGCAUUUUGGGACCUUCUUCCCCUUUGUCGUGUGUGCAGAUUUUAAUCUGUCGUAGUUGGCAGCAGUAUUAAAAUGGUGAGUAAAGAGUCCAGGUUUGUCCCUGUUUGUAACUAGUCCUUUCUGGGAAUAUUUUCUUGUGUUUCUUUGUGCCCCUGCUGAGUGUGCUUUGGCCUUUGUCUGAGAGCGGGUUCAGGUGGAAAGGUCCCCUGAGGCGAUAGUGAUGCUGCUUCUCGGCGGUCUGCGGCCGUAGGUCCUGUCUGUGUAGGUGAUCUGCUCAGAAGCGCUCUCCGGGCUCCCGUUCUGGCUGUGCGGAGCCCCGGUCACCCCAGCCCGUGGUGUGGUCCGUGCGAGGCACGGCGCCUGUCGGUGCCCAGCGUGUGGGCGCGGGAGUCAGGCGAGGGGGUGCAUGCAGGGCAUUCCGUGUUUGCAGUUGGAGCAGUGCCUUCCGGGGUCCGGUCUUCCAGGGCUGGAUUUGGUUUCAUCUUGGACGUGACCCUUCACUCGUUCGAACGAAAAGAGAGGUGUGGUGGUCAUCGCAUCUGGUUCAGAGAGUCAGCCGCAGGAGUGCAGUACCUUUAUUGGUAGUUUCUGGGUUUUUUUGUUUUUUUUUUCUCUCUCUUACUCUUUUUGGAAAAGUAUAUGCAGAUGGUGAACUGUGUUAGCUAACAAAUUUUUUUUAGGGUUGGGAAAACUGGAUCUAAAAGAAAGAAAAUGAUCGGCUUCAACUGGCGACUGACUUAGGCCCACAAUGUAAAUAGGGUUGAUAGUUCUUGUUUGUUCUGAGUUUGUCUUUUCCUUACUGUGCUUUGUAAAUAGAAUCAUCCGGUUAUGAGAACUGCUCCAGCAUUGCCUUAACUGGAGUCUUUCCGUAGUCUGGACUAAUGGGAUGGUGCUGUUGAUAACCCAGAAUAACAGAUCAUCAAAACAUUAAUGUUAUUUUAAAAUGCAUUUUGUUUUCUCAUUUGAAUACGUCUGUUUGUUCAUUUUUAGCCCUUCGUUAGUGAAAGAUAGUAGUUCCCCACUUCUUGGUCUCUACAACAGUCACACUUGUUCUUUAUUUACGUGAAGACCAUCCCUUACCCACCAUCCCAAAUCACUUACCUAUAUGUCCAUUCCUCGUGAACACAGGGCACAGUGUGAGUCAGUGGUUUUCAAAUAUGCCUUAAGUCAAAAUCUCCCGAUCCAACUCAGAGACUGACUCGUGGCCAGCGGGCUAGCAAUCUGUAACUUUCAAAAGGUUGUUCUGAUCAGCAGCCUUGCUAAUCACUAUCACAUUUUGAAAUGAAAAAUUUUUUCUUAGAGCAGAGCUAGAAUAUGGGUGUGAGACGUCAUAUCUACUAGGAUGGAGAAAAAGGAUUGAUCAUUGUGAUCAAAGAAACUGAAGGUCGCCUGGGGUCCUGUCUGUGAAGAAUGCUGGAGGUUUGUGAUGGGUCGUGUUUCAGAAUUCAGGUGGCCAGGCUUUGGACCACCCAAGAAAUCACCACACGUGAGAGCGUUAGAUUUUAGUGAAUGACGGCCAGUCUGUAGGGGCCCCGGCAGGAAGGCCCGCAGGCCGUGCCGCUGACAGCGAGUCUCCCCCGCCCGGCCGCCCCAGGCUCUCAGCCUCGCGACAGGGCUCACCUCCCGGCGUGCACAUUCCAGAAACUUCUGCCGUUGUGCGUACGUGGAUCUUGAGAUGACAUUUUCCUCUUAGACUGUUAGAUUUCUAAGUCUAGUUCAGUGUAUCACUUCUUUAUUUGCUGAUGGAUUGUGUUUUUCACAAUGUGCUGCAUUCUGAGAAUAGAUGGACCAAAAUUGUAAAAAC